UGAAAGCUAGGCGUUCUUAGGCUCUGUGACUUGUUGAAUUGAUCUAUUGUGAUUGUGAAACAGGAAAAUGGUGUUUCUUAAUGCUUCUUGUUAUGUGCAGAAUCUGUUAAAUAGUCAUAAAGUUUGUUUUUUGGGCCUAACGUAGAUAAAAUUUCUUAUGAAGUUUUAUCUUUUGUGCCUGAUUUGCUGCGCUUUUCAUAGGGCUUGCACCUGAUAUAUGUGAUUGGCAUUUUAUCCCUCUAGUUGAUCAAGUUCUCUUUUCAGCCUGGCCGCUGUAGAAGAAUUAUAUUAUUCUUGCACCUCCAAGUGGGUGUGGGACCAUAAUGACUGGGUGAUUGCCUUACUCUUGCCAUUGGGUUCGAAGUCAUCCAAUGUUUGGAGACUCUGCCGUGUUUUUGAGGGACGCUCGCUUGAUUAUGGUUAAUGUCAGUGGUGAUUAAGAUUGCAAUGAGUGUAGAGCAGUGUUACUAUUCUAGCUAGUCAUUGUGGUACGAGGUAAUAAGUAAUGUGUUUCUGGCUAUUGUUCAACAAUUGUCAGGAUAUGUUUGAUAUUUCUUCUCAGUAUCUUAGUUGCACUACAAAAAGAAACAACCUCACUUGCUCGAAGAAUUUUCCUUUUUUCUAAUUAUGAUGGUUAGGUUCUCCUGCUUCUCCACUCCCGCCAACAAAUCGAAGAAAGUAGUUCAACAAUCUGUAGGGAAGUUGCUUGCUGAUUGUCAAAGUGUGACUGAGGAUCAAUCUAUAAAGCUUGUUACGGGAUCUAUAGAAACAAAUCCUAUGGCUGGCAGUAAUUCUUCCUGUAAUACUGUGGACCGAAAUAUAUCUCCAUGCUUUCAGAAGGAAUGCUGGCAAUCAGAAGAUCUCGAAGCUAAGCUUUCUGAGGCUAGUGAAGUGAUAAUUCGAACUGUACAGAUCAAAAAGAGUCAUUCUCUUGGAAACAUGAUGGAGAAAGAAAGUGAUUUCUAUGGCGAUGAUAUCAUGGGGGGUGUUGAUAUUGAUCAUGGCUUUUCACGUGAGUACUUGAAUGAUUGGAAUACGAAGGAAGUUAGGGAUUCCUUUGGGGAUACUAUUUCUUCCGAGUUCAAUCACCAUGAAAAUUAUGGAAAGAGUUAUCAUAAUAAGCAAAAGAAAAAUGAUUUUCUUACGGAUUCCAUACAUAAUGAUUCUCUAUACUCUGUUGAAAAUUCAAAGCAGUCUGAUCAUGAUCAGCUUGCCGAUAUUGCCGAGAAGAGUGCUGAUCAUUUUGCUAUCUCUAGAUGUUCCUCCAAGAAACCUCCUACUUUAUCAAGAUCAUGUUCUGUGAUCAACCUGAAGGUCAAUGUGUCUGAAUCCAGUGAAGAUGCUAUAAGUCAUAGACUUACCUAUCAUAGAUCUCAUUCCUUUUCGGAUCUGCAUAACUUCAGAGGACUGGGAGCUGAAUUUCAAAAUCAUGGAAGAUAUUUUGAUUCUGGCAUCAACAAUGAAAAAACUAUCUUUGUUUCUCCCUCUUACUUAAACCCAAAUUCUGAUGGUGAGGGGAAAGCUCCUUGUUACUUUCGUGCAAAAGAAGAAGGCCUCAGUUUGGUUAGAAGUGAAAUGGUUAACGAUCAGGAUAGUGAUGAUGACUCAAGAAAAUUAGAAGCAAAAGAUGCUGAGAUCAAGCAAGGAACUUCUCAUUACAACUGGGAAGAACUGACCCCGGAGGAAUUCAGCAUGAAGAGAGUAGAACAUUGGAUUAGCCAGAUAGAAAUCUGCGGUGACUUCAUUGUUGAAGAACCAGGAGAGGGAUCGGCUAAUGUUUGCAAGGAAGAUCCCAAAAUUUCUGUGGAUUCUCGGAAACCGGAUGCUAGAAGUCUCCAAGCCAUCGAAGUACCUCGCAAUCGUAUCUCAUCCUUAACUUCCACAUCCUCAUCAACGCAGAUGGCAAAUCUUGGGUUGGUCACAGUCCCUGUUCUAAGUCCAUUUGUCAGUUUGAGGGUAGUUAACUUAUCAGGAAAUGUUAUAGCUCGGGUAACUCCAGGAUCUCUUCCUAAAGGUCUCCACAUGUUGAACUUAUCAAAGAAUAACAUAUCCACAAUUGAAGGCCUCCGUGAUCUUUCGCACCUUCGUGUAUUGGACCUUAGCUAUAACCGAAUAACUAAAAUUGGCCAUGGUUUAUCUUCCUGUACCUCCCUUAAGGAACUGUAUCUAGCUGGUAAUAAGAUCAGUGAGGUCGAAGGCCUUCACCGUCUUGUCAAACUGAAUAUAAUAGACUUGCGGUUCAAUAAAAUCUCUACUGUUAAAGGCCUUGGGCAGCUAGCAGCUAAUUACAGCUCCAUGCAAGCAAUAAAUAUUGAGGGUAAUCCUGCCCAGAUAAACGUUGGAGAUGAGCAGCUUAAGAAGUUUCUUCUAGGCCUUCUUCCUAAUCUAGUUUACUACAAUAAGCAGGCCAUUAGGAAGGGCUCAAAAGAAGUUUCAGGCCGUAGCAAUUUUGCUGCUGCUGCUGCUGCUUCUGCUCCUCACUUCGAUAGAAGUAUCAGAGCAGAGCACAAACCUCCACUGAAGGCGUCCAUGAGCUCUGCAGGUCUUCACAAGUUGACGAAAAACCUUGGAAGGCAAAGCCAUGGCGAGGUAACGUCGAUGAAGCUGGCCAAGGAUCGGCAUGCACGCACGCAUCUGCUACAUCCUGCUACCAAACCAACUAAUCGGCACUUAGAUUCUGGCAAAAAGCUACUCAGUGAAGCUAUGCGGCGGAGCCAGAGCACCGAUGCACUUUGGAGCCAUGUCAAAUGAUGCUCAUUGCAGUCUAAUAAUAAACUGGCCUUCUCUUUCAUUGCCAUUGAAGGACCAAUUGUUGGAUUAUUGGUUAUUUAAGUGUUUUGAAGUAUGUUAUGGCUAUUGCACAGUAAUGUGUUGUAGUUGCUAAUAAGCAAACUGCAGGUGAGAUGAAUUUUUUUGCAGUUCUGUUUAUACUUUUAUUGUUGGAAUUGUGCGAAAGUUUCAGAAUGGAUAUCAAAUUUCUGUUAAAAGAAGGCUGCCACAUUUUAUUGCAAAUUUCUAUUGAUAUGAAGAA
Molecule: messenger RNA, 3031 nt
Organism: Dendrobium catenatum
Lineage: Eukaryota; Viridiplantae; Streptophyta; Magnoliopsida; Asparagales; Orchidaceae
Exons: 6
Coding region: 628-2751 (707 amino acids)
Cellular component (GO): cytoplasm
Molecular function (GO): protein kinase binding
Source: RefSeq, a predicted model, not a curated record